AUGCAAGCACAAGAAUGUAACAUAAAUUAUAUGUUAUUUACAGUGUAGACCUAGAAUAGAAAUAUUAAAAUUAAAGGAGUCACUAUUGUGUAUAUUAAUUUUAGUUUAUUGUCGCUAAAUUACAUUAUUCCAAAUAUAAGGGCAGAUGAAUUAAACCCAAAAAAGAAAUUAGGACUUAAUAUUUAUACAAUUUUUACAUAUUAUUUCCACUCAUUGCUAUCAUAACAUUUGUUGACACACUCCAAAUAUACAUUGCAGAAAAUACAAAUUUUAAACGUGGUUUUAAUUUUGGACUUAGUAAAAAUAAUCCGAAACAGCAAAAUACAACUGCUGCCAUCAUUAUUAUUAAAACAUAUGGUUAUUACUGAACUACAAAAAUAAUAAGUGUGA
Molecule: messenger RNA, 390 nt
Organism: Paramecium primaurelia
Lineage: Eukaryota; Ciliophora; Oligohymenophorea; Peniculida; Parameciidae
Source: the annotation of a GenBank genome assembly